AUGGACGUUCAUAAUGCCUUUCUUCACGGGGAUUUAGAGGAAGAGGUUUAUAUGAAAUUACCUCCUGGCUUUCAUACCGCUGAUCCUAUGAAGGUAUGUCGCCUUCGCAAAUCUCUUUAUGGUCUUCGACAGGCUCCACGUUGUUGGUUUGAGAAACUUGCUUUGGCUUUGCGCACGUUCGGGUUCAAGCAGAGCUAUCCCGAUUACUCUCUCUUCUCCUUCGUCCGCAAUGGCAUCAUUCUGCAUGUACUGGUCUACGUCGACGAUUUCAUUAUUGCUGGUAAUAAUCUCGCCGAGAUUGACCGGUUCAAAACAUACAUGAGCAAGUGCUUUCAUAUGAAAGAUCUCGGCAAGCUUAAGUACUUCUUGGGUAUAGAGGUUUAUCGCGGGCCUGACGGUAUCUUCCUCUCCCAACGUAAGUAUGCUCAAGACAUCAUUCAAGAGGCUGGUCUACGUGGAGCCAAGACAUUUGCUACCCCGGUUGAACCAAAUCAUAAGCUCGCUUCUGCUACAGGUCCGGUUCUUAAGCGACCCGAAGAGUACCGUCGUCUUGUUGGUCGCCUUAUUUAUCUCAGUAUUACUCGUCCGGAACUCAGUUACAUUGUUCACAUUUUAUCUCAGUUCAUGCAGACACCUCUUCUCCCUCAUUGGGAAGCUGCCAUUCGCGUGGUUCGGUAUCUUAAGGGCUGUCCGGCUCAGGGAAUUCUCCUUCGUUCAGAUAGUGUUACUUCUUUAAUCGCCUAUUGUGAUUCUGACUGGAAUGCUUGUCCUCUUACUCGACGGUCCCUCAGCGCUUAUGUGGUUUUUCUCGGCUCUUCUCCGAUAUCUUGGAAGACUAAGAAGCAACAUACUGUUUCUAACUCUUCGGCGGAGGCUGAAUAUCGUGCCAUGGCCUAUACUCUUCGUGAAAUCAAAUGGUUACGUCAACUGCUCGAUACUUUUGGGUUGUACACUUCUCGGCCUAUUCAACUAUACUGUGACAGUCAGGCCGCCAUACACAUUGCGGCUAACCCUGUCUUCCAUGAACGCACGAAACACAUUGAGUCCGACUGCCAUCAAGUUCGGGAUGCUGUUCAAGAUCGCCUCAUUACUACCGAGCAUAUCUCUACCAAAGAUCAGGUUGCUGAUAUUCUUACGAAGGCUUUACCACGUCUUGCCUUCGAUAAGCUUCUGUCCAAGUUCGGCGUUCGUUAUCACCCACCGCCAACUUGA
Molecule: messenger RNA, 1212 nt
Organism: Camelina sativa (false flax)
Lineage: Eukaryota; Viridiplantae; Streptophyta; Magnoliopsida; Brassicales; Brassicaceae
Source: RefSeq, a predicted model, not a curated record